Molecule: messenger RNA, 3582 nt
Organism: Cyphellophora attinorum
Lineage: Eukaryota; Fungi; Ascomycota; Eurotiomycetes; Chaetothyriales; Cyphellophoraceae
Exons: 2
Coding region: 1-3582 (1193 amino acids)
Source: RefSeq, a predicted model, not a curated record
AUGGCGAAAAUCAGCAUGCUCGACAUGGUCCGCAAGGACUCUAUGCUCAAAGCCAACAAAGUUGCUCGCAAGGUCUCUGACAAAGUCGAGACAGCAUGCAAGGACUCAGUGCUCGGAGCCAGCAUAGUUGCUCGCAAGGUCUCCGGCAAGGUCGAAACAUUUCGCGAGGCUUCGACGAUCACGACCACCAAAGCUGCGCGUAAGGUGUCUGACAAGGUCGACCAAGUUCUCAUCAAGGUUAGUCCAAAAGUCAACAAAGCCACCCGUGAGAUCUCCAACAAGGUCGACAAAGCUCUAAUAAAGGCCAAUCUGAAACAAGUCUUGCGCAUGGUCUCAAAGACGAGCAAUGUGCCGGCCAAUGCAGCUGCGCCCACCGAUCCCGUUGCUGCAAACGAGGACUUGAUUGAGACGCUCCGUCUUGCACCUCCAUCGUUCCUGGACAACGACAACGAGGACAACGGAGCUGGUAAUGACGAAGAAGAAGUCAACGUCACCUUCUUCCGCUCCGCGUCUGGCACCACACCGCCAUUCCAGCUCUCACUCUCAUCGUCAGGCUCACACAGUCGCGCUGUUUCAAACGCGUCGGCAGUCGAGACCGAGCUCCUCGAGCAGAUCGUUGGGCGGGACAAGCGCAUCAAAGAGCUCAGAUUUGUCAACGCUGCACAGCACGGAGAACUUCAGCAGCUGAAGAAAGUCAACAAGUCGUACGAAGGCCGUAAGCAGUUGGCAGAUGAUGAAGUCGCUGAGUGGAAGGAGAAAGCUGAGCUGCGAGCUGCUGAUCUAGCUGCUGCGAAAGCUGGUUUGGAGGAGGCUCGACUGAUUCGAGAAGGGCUUUCUGAGUUCGUAAUACGUGCUCAGAAUGAGCUUGCGGAAGCCAAAGAUGCGAAGAAUCAACUUGAGCAACUGCGGGCGGAGCAUGAGAUUCUGCGAAGCGAGCAUGAGAUUCUGCGAAGCGAGCAUCAGGAUACGUCCACGGCGGCGCAUUCUGCUAUGGAUGCUCUCGAGAAGCUCCAAGCAGAGCAUGAUGAUGUCCGACGUGAAAAGGAGGAAGUAUCCAGCAAGCUCAGCAGCAUCCGGACCAAGUACGAGAUGCUCAAGGAAGCAAACGAAGAACUCUACCAGAAGUCAGGCGAGGCCAACGACCACAUCGCCGUGCUGCACGAGGACAAAGUCGCUUCAAAUGCCCAGCUCACCGAAGCAAAAGCCGCCCACGAAAGCCUGCGCAAGGAGAAGGAGAAGCUGCAAGCAGAACAUAUCUCGUUGCAAUGCGACCAUGAAGAGGUAUGUGGCAAUCUCAGUGACACCACGAGCAAUCACGAAGUCCUCCAAAAGGAGACAGAAGGUCUUCGGCAGAAGUCGAGCGUGAUGCAAGACAGAAUUACCAAGCUGCACCAAGAAAAACACGCCCUGAACGCCGAGCUCGCGGAGACCAAAGCCGAUCAUGAGAGCCAAUGCGAAGUGGUCUCUAGUAAGCUCAGCGACAUCCUCAGCAGACAUGAAGCCCUCCAUAACGAGCUUCUGCAGAAGUCGCCCAAGGCGAACGAGAGCCUUGCCAAGCUGCGCGAAGAGAAGCGCGACUUGUCUACCCAGCUCACCGACAUCAAGAUUGUCCACGAAAGCCUGCGGAAGGAGAACGAGAAUGUUCUGCACAAGUCGCGUAAUGCGCAGGACAGCCUUAACAAGCUGUACGAAGAGAAACGCUACUUGACCCUGCAACUCGCCGAGCUCGAAACCAGCAAUGAGGACCUGCGCAAGGAGAACGAUGAGUCGAGGCUCAAGCUCGUCAUGUUUGACGUCAUCCAGAAACAAGCGGACAGUGCAUCCCAAUCGCUCGCUGGAGCAAUCAAGGAGAACGGUGCUCUGCAGAGAGAGAAGGCCGCAACAUCGCAACAUCUCGCGGCUGUCCAGCAGAAGGUCGAUAUCGUCAACGAGGCCUACGAAGAGCAACACAAGACUCUUUUGAAGGCACAGAGAGAGAUUGAGUCUCUCCAGGACGAGCAAGCGGAUCUCGCCGAACAUUUGAAGUCAGCUCAGCGCGAUUACGAUGUCCUCAUCAACCACAAGAUCCGUGCAUGGGCAGCUGAUCCGUCAGUCCCGACGCACUCGCACUUCAAGCCGGACGAAAUUCAGAACCUGAAGAGUACGCUCGCGCAGUCACAGCAGAUGCAUGCGACUGAAGUCGAGCGCCACAAAGUAACGUUCAACCGUGCUGAAGAACACGAAAAGCGCGUCAAGUACCUCGAAGCAGACAACCCGGUCCUCAAGAAGCGUGCCGAGCACCUGACCACCCUCGACGAAGCCCGACACAUUGUCGAAAAGCACCAGAAUGCAGUACACGCCUUCUUCGAAGCAUCUGCCCUGAUGGAGUCCGACUCCGAGAUGGCCAUCGCCAUCAACGACCUCAUCAAGCUUCUCACCACCGAAAAAGUGACCACGGAACAAAUGGCCACGGUGAUGUUCGACAACAACGAUCUCAACACCAAACUCGUCGACCUCCAACGCGUAUAUGAUCGAGACAUCGAGAACGGGUAUCAGGCUCAGGAGGAAAUGGACCAGAAGAUCAUCGAUCUCGAACACUCACGCGAGGCACGUGAGGCUAAAGCCGUGUGCGAUGCCUAUAACCAGCGAGAGGAGAAACUGCAGAAAGAGGUUGCGGAGCUGAGCGAGAUCAUCGAUGGUCUGCAAAGCCAACUAGAGGAGCAAGCAUUCGGCACACACGCCGAUUUCAUGCGGCAAGCCCACUCCGAUGAGGUGAAGACGCUGAAACACACUAUCGAGGUCACCGAGGAGGCGUACCAUGAUCUGCAAUGGGAGAAUGAGGUUCAAGUGGGCUGGGCGGCUCACCAAGUAGCGGACGUGGGCACUGUCACUGAGCAGCGGGACCAUAUGGAGGCGCAGCUCAAUGCUCUCAAAGCUGUCUUCAAGAAUCAUCCUGAGAUGGCAGGCCUUCCGAAUGAGAUGCCUUGGCGCCCGAACUACCGCGCAUGUCUGCCAGAGGAGCAGGCUGAGAUCCUCGCUGGCAGAGACGAUCUUGUAGGGCGCGACAAUGAUAGGAAGGAGAUCGAUCAGUCCACUGCAGCCUACAUGGCGUACUCCCUCGUCCGCGCCCAAUACCUGAACACCGAGCCCUGUGAUGCCACGAUCGCGCAAGAGAACGCGUAUACCCACCCGGAGGAGUAUGAGACGGCAGCGGAAAAGCGGAAGAGAGAAGAGCAAGAGAGUGUUGCAAGAGCGCUGGAAGAGCAGAUGCAACAGAAGCUGCCGCCGAAGCCGAAAUGGGAUGGUCCAGCCGCGCCACCACCGAUUGUGCAAGGCAACCCAAUGGAGUGGGCUGCUCUUGUACCAGUGCUGCCUGAUGGUGGAAAGGCGUUCGAGAGUGACAGCGAGGGUACUAGUGCAAGCUAUGCAACUGCUGGUGAGGAGUCCGCUGAGACGCCGGCUGUGGCUAAUGGACAGGCUGGGGAGUUGAAGGAGAGAAUUGGUCAAGCCCUUGAGGAUGAGGACUGGGUCACGGACUCCGACUCCGAUGAUGAGGAGGACACUGUCAUUGGAGUACACGUCGAAGAUACGUUCACGACAUGA